This is a messenger RNA of Gadus chalcogrammus (walleye pollock), 1051 nucleotides long. RefSeq names its product ADP-ribosylation factor-like 2 binding protein (gene arl2bp). The coding region runs from base 89 to 631 and encodes 180 amino acids. NCBI's taxonomy places the organism in Eukaryota, Metazoa, Chordata, Actinopteri, Gadiformes, Gadidae. Gene Ontology annotation, biological process: maintenance of protein location in nucleus; positive regulation of tyrosine phosphorylation of STAT protein. The record is from RefSeq and is a predicted model, not a curated record. Gene Ontology annotation, cellular component: mitochondrial intermembrane space. The transcript has 7 exons.
ACGGACGCACAUGCUUUACCCGUUUCCUUGGCAACAGUAUUGUGCGUAAAUAGUCUACGGCGUCUUUUCAAAUUGCGGAGAAGAUAAAAUGGAUGUCAAAGAACUUGAUCUGUUGGAUUUUGAGGAUAACAUGGUUGAGAUGGUGGAAGAAGACGAGGAAAACUUUGCCCUUUCUAGUUCGUCCGCAGCAGACGCAGCCUUCGAUGCCGUCAUAGGGAGGAUAGAGGACAUCAUCAUGGAGGGGGAGUUCCAGCAGCUGCAGCGGAGCUUCAUGGAAAAACACUACAUGGAGUUUGAGGACUCAGACGAGAACAAGCUCAGCUACACGCCCAUCUUCAACGAUUACGUGGACCUGCUGGAGAAGCACCUGGAGCAGCAGCUGAUGGAGAGGAUCCCUAGCUUCAACAUGACUGCCUUCACACACCUUCUGAUGCAACAUAAAGAAGAGGUGCCUGUGGAUAUCUUCGACAUGCUGCUCAGCUUCACUGACUUCUUGACCUUCAAGGAGAUGUUUCUAGAUUACAGAGCAGAGAAGGAGGGGAAAGGGCUGGACCUGAGCCAGGGCCUGGUGGUCACCCCUUUGAGUUGCACAGGAUGCAGCAGACAUAUUGGAUCAACCGGAACUUCGUGACACACAUGGCAAAGCUGGUCCCAGUGAACCCGUUUAGUUGCACUACGUGAAAAUUGUUUGGCUUUGUUUUUUGGCUAUUCCAUCCUGAUAACUGGUUACAAGCAUUGCUUGAAAACAAAAGUGUUUUAUAGAAUCCACAGAAUGCUCUGCGGUGCUCAUGGGAAAUGCUUGCUGGAAUGCGAGUUAUCAUGAGGAGUCAAAUGUGGUGGAUGUAAUGUUUGAUGUGAUAUUCACAUGCAUUUGUGGAUUGAUCAGCAAGUGUUGGAAAUGUACUUAUUUUGUUUAAGAUGAAAACGUGGCUUACACAUCAACAUAGGCAUUAUAAUAGUAAGAUGUGUGUUGUUCAUUUGUAAUAUAGAUCUUUGUUAUUUGUACACGUUAUUUUCAAUAAAGAUGUCUUUCAAAAAAUCAUGUACAAAU